AAAUGUUGACAGGCUGGUUGGUGAUACUCGGGCCUGUUUUUAGUGCACAACAGUCCGUCUCGGUAAUUCUUCCGUCGCAAGAUGGCGGAGUAUGCGAAUAUCGUCCGAAGGGCUUUGGGGCAAAUAAGAGGUCACGGUGGAGUCCGAGGUUUUCUAACUCAAUUUUUCAGGGUGAAUGAUGUGAAGACAGGACCCCUGGUUGGCGUGGAUAAAUAUGGAAACAAAUACUAUGAGGACAGGAAGCACUACUUCUUUGGACGUCACCGGUGGGUGAUCUACACCACAGAAAUGAACGGAAAGAACACCAUGUGGGAGGUGGACGGCAGCAUGGUUCCAGCUGAAUGGCACCGCUGGCUGCACUGUAUGACAGACGACCCCCCCACCACACACCCACCAGAGCCAAAGAAGUUCCUGGCUGAGGUCCACCAGUUCAACGUGAGUGGCAGCUCACAGCAAUACGUGCCCUACUCCACCACCCGCAAGAAGAUCCACGAGUGGGUUCCACCCAAAGCUGGAGCUCAGUGAACUGCUUUACUGCAUAUUUGUAAAUUAUGGCAUCCUGCCAACAUGUCCUAAAUAAAAUCUCUAAACAGACA
Etheostoma cragini (Arkansas darter) is the source of this 596-nucleotide messenger RNA. RefSeq names its product NADH:ubiquinone oxidoreductase subunit A12 (gene ndufa12). Gene Ontology annotation, biological process: mitochondrial respiratory chain complex I assembly; response to oxidative stress. Lineage: Eukaryota; Metazoa; Chordata; Actinopteri; Perciformes; Percidae. Gene Ontology annotation, cellular component: membrane. The transcript has 4 exons. The coding region runs from base 82 to 525 and encodes 147 amino acids. The record is from RefSeq and is a predicted model, not a curated record.